This is a messenger RNA of Protopolystoma xenopodis, 297 nucleotides long. The record is from the annotation of a GenBank genome assembly. Lineage: Eukaryota; Metazoa; Platyhelminthes; Monogenea; Polystomatidea; Polystomatidae.
AUGACGCCCGACUGUGUUGAGAUGGCUGACUUCCAUUUGCUACGUUAUCGCCUAGACGAGCUGACAUCGGAAAGUGGUCAGCUGGAGGCACGGCUGCAUCAACUGCUCGACCAGCUCUGCAAAAUGACCACCAUCUUCACGCACAAAGUGGUCCGACAGAGGCAGUUCUCCACGAUCAUGGGCAGCCAGGAUUCACGUAGGACCGACAGCUCCCACGCCAGUAUGACCGUCAUAGGACGACGUUUCCAACGUUUCUGUUGCAUUAAAAAGGACUUAGCCAAGCAGUCAGCAGGUUGA